Morone saxatilis (striped sea-bass) is the source of this 2362-nucleotide messenger RNA. RefSeq names its product galactosidase, beta 1-like (gene glb1l). The record is from RefSeq and is a predicted model, not a curated record. Gene Ontology annotation, cellular component: vacuole. NCBI's taxonomy places the organism in Eukaryota, Metazoa, Chordata, Actinopteri, Moronidae. The transcript has 16 exons. Gene Ontology annotation, biological process: carbohydrate metabolic process. The coding region runs from base 1 to 1908 and encodes 635 amino acids. Gene Ontology annotation, molecular function: beta-galactosidase activity.
AUGGCUGCUGGUGUCUUUCUCUUCGUCGCUGUGAACGCCGCCUGUUUGGCUGUCAGUGGAAACUUGGUCUCUGGAGAGAGAUCCUUCUCUAUAGACUACAAAAACAACUGUUUCCUCAAAGAUGAGAAGCCUUUUCAGUACAUCUCAGGCAGCAUCCACUACUCCAGAAUCCCCCGGUACUACUGGAAGGACCGCCUUGUAAAGAUGUACAUGACUGGACUCAAUGCUAUCCAAGUAUAUGUGCCCUGGAACUUCCAUGAAGCGGUACAGGGGGUCCACAACUUCACAGGGGACCGAGAUCUGGAGCAUUUUUUGGAUCUGGCCAAUCAGACAGGUCUCCUGGUCAUCCUGCGUCCCGGUCCGUACAUCUGUGCAGAAUGGGAAAUGGGUGGACUGCCAGCGUGGCUGCUUCAGAAACCAAACAUCAUACUCCGCUCAGCUGACACUGAUUAUGUCGAGGCUGUCAGCAACUGGCUCGCUGUCCUUCUCCCCAAAAUGAAACCGUGGCUGUAUAUCAACGGGGGCAACAUCAUUACUGUCCAGGUGGAGAAUGAAUAUGGGAGUUACUACGCUUGUGACUACAACUACAUGCGUCACUUGCGGACUCUGUUUCGCUUCUUUCUGGGUGAAGACACAGUCCUGUUCACCACGGACGGAAACACAGACAGGGAAAUGACAUGUGGGACUCUGGAGGGGUUGUACGCCACGGUAGACUUUGGAACAGCAAACAACAUAACUGAAGCGUUCAAGCGGCAAAGACGGUUUGAACCACGAGGGCCCCUGGUGAACUCUGAGUUCUACACUGGCUGGUUGGACCACUGGGGGGAUCCGCAUGCUGUGGUUGAUGCUCAGAAGGUCAGCAGAGUGCUAGGAGAAAUGCUAACCAUGGGGGCCAACGUCAACAUGUACAUGUUUGAAGGAGGCACUAACUUUGGCUACUGGAAUGGUGCCGAUCAUGACACAAGGUUCCGCUCUGUAGUGACUAGCUAUGAUUACGAUGCCCCGCUGUCUGAGGCUGGAGACCCCACGGAGAAGCUGUUGGCCAUCAGAGAUGUCAUUAAGCAGUUUAGAGACAUUCCCUCUGGCCCCAUGCCACCAGCAACUCCCAAGUUUGCCUAUGGCUUUGUGACCCUGAAAAAGGUUGGCAACAUCAGCGGUCUGUUAAACACCCUGUCACCCCUCGGGCCAGUGAAAUCCCAGUAUCCUCUGACAUUUGAAGAGCUGAAACAGUACUAUGGAUACAUGCUGUAUCGGACCACACUGCCCAGGGACCUCUCAGAGCCCACGCCACUUAUCUCUCCCCUGAAUGGGGUUCAUGACCGUGCAUAUGUGUCCGUCAAUGGGGUUUACCAGGGCCUGUUGGAGAGAGACACUGCACUGGUGACGAACGUCACUGGACAGCAAGGGGACACCGUCGACAUCCUCGUAGAGAACAUGGGCAGGGUUAACUUUGGCAGCAAGAUCAAUGACUACAAGGGCCUCUUGAGCAACCUGAUCCUGGGUAAAGAUGUACUGACUGACUGGAAGAUCUACCCUUUGGACAUUGAUGGAGCAAUCGCUGCUGGAUGGCCUCAUUCCAACAGUCACAAGUCGGUACCUGCACCUCAGAAAGAACCUUCAUUUGGGCCAGUCUUCUACAUGGGGACCUUAGAGCCCAACGGCCUCGCUUGGGACACUUUCCUCAAGCUCAAUGAGUGGACAAAGGGCCAGGUUUGGAUUAAUGGGAUGAAUCUGGGACGAUACUGGCCAGCCAGAGGCCCCCAACAGACUCUUUAUGUCCCUGGACCCCUACUCAGCAAAAACCAGCCCAACAGAAUCACAGUGCUGGAGCUGGAGGGGGCCCCAGCACACCUACGGGUUCUCUUCAUGGACCGGCCUCAGCUCAAUGCCACUACUAAAAAGUCUUGACAGAGUCCACUGGGUUGUGUUGCACAACAUUUCCUUAGCAUUCAGCUGUAGGAAUACUGCAUCCCAAUCCCAUCUGUUUAAUGCAUUCUGUACAUUAAGAGUGAGGUUGUCCGCUGAACCGUUCACCCAACAUGAGUUUUCUUUCUUCUGCAUCAUUUCUGUGGCAUCAUUAUUCUUUAUCAUUUCAGAUUUCAGUGUUCAAUUUUUAGCCAAUCAGUCGCAAUCCAAUGUCAACUCCUUUAACCUUUGACACAGCAGCUUCAGUCAAACAGUGAAAUGUGAAAGAAUCACAAUGAUAUACACACAGUAUUCAAUUUUUUUUAAUUGCAUUGCUUUUUUACCUUUUCCAUAACUGCAGAUACUGUGAAUAAAUUACACAUUUCUAACAUUAUGUUUUAAUGCUGUAUAUGCAUCCAAUUUUCAUCUGCCAUGAUAAAAUUAUAUUUGAAAUGUA